AUGACCUUUGAUAGAGGUCCUCAGAUGGGCGACCUUGCAAAUCAUCCCAUAGUUCACCUCCCACGGUUGAAAGAUAGGAAGGACUACAAGCAUAUUCACAAGAAGAAAGAUAUGACUGCAAUUACAGAGGACAGUGAUGAUUGCUCAACAGAUAGAGAAUUAUUUUCCAUCUCGAAAUCCUCAAUGAACAAGGAGUGUAUUCUUAAUUCUGGAUGUACUUAUCACUUGGUCAUUAAAACUGAAAAGAUCGUCAUCCGACCAUAUGAUGGUGGAGUUAAAGUGCUAAAGAAUGUGAGGCACAUUUCGGAGAUAAAAAGAAACCUCAUAUCCCUAGGUGCGCUUGAAAAUGAGGGUUACAGAUACAAGUCCAUGAAUAGAAACUUAAGGAUCACUAAAGCUUUUUUUGAUAAUAAUGAAAGUGUUGUUGGUUACGUCAUGGCUUCCAGUAGCAGAAACGAUGGGGAUUUAUCUAAGAAAUGGGCUGAUAUGUGUCUGGACGAAGAAGAAGAUACAGAGGCAAUUUUCGACGAAGAAGACGGUGAUGAAACAGAACCCGAUUUGGACGACCGCUGGUGUUUGAUAGGAAGGCUAUUGACAGGCAAAGUUUCGGACUUCCUUGUCUUCCAAAACAUAAUGGCCGAUCUUUGGAAACCCGGAAAAGGCAUGUACGUGAAGAUACUAGAGCAGAACCGAUUCCUUUUCCAAUUUUACCACGAAAUUGAUAUUAGAAGAGUGAUCAAUGGCAGCCCAUGGACUUAUGACAGGAAACAACUUAUAAUCGAGCGCCUAAAACCAGGUGGUAAUCCAAAAAACGUAAUGCUGAAUACACUAGAUUUGUGGGUGCAAAUCCAUGAUUUGCAAUCUGGAUUUCGAACGGAGAAAGCUAUCCUCGAGGCAGGUCGAUUCAUUGGCGAGUAUUUAGAGGCUGAUCCGAACAACUUCACCGGCGUCUGGCGAGAAUACUUUAGAGUUCGAGUGCGGAUCAACAUUACCAUUCCGUUGAAACGGAGGAUGAAAUUCAGACGCAGGGGGAAUGAUACGUUCUUUUAUGCCAAUUUCAAAUAUGAGAAGGUUCCCACAUUUUGCUUUAUUUGUGGAUUGCUAGGACACUCCGAAAAUUUCUGCUCUAAGCUCUACGAUACACCUGCGGAUGAGAUAGUGAAGCCGUAUGGGUUGUGGAUGAAGGCUCCUAAUCGACGGCAAAAUUUUUUGACAGCCUCACCAUGGCUGCGAUCGGGGAAGACAGCUACUCAGGCCAGCAAUGAGGUGCCCACUGAUGAAGCAAUCAACAUUAACUCUCCUUCCCAAUUUGCGCCUGAACCAAAGAACAAAUCGCAUCCUAUGGAAUCAGAUCGUGACAUAUCCGUGAAUGAAGGUACCGUGGUUAUUUUAAAGGAAAGUGGUAUUAAAUUCUCUUCUGACUUGGAAUUUGAAAUAUCAGAAGGGAAAAGGAAAAGAAUAGACUCUCUCUUUAAUGGGCCUAUUAAUAAUAAUAGUGGGCCGGUGGAAUCAAGCAUUAGUCUUGCUACUUUGAAAAAUACCACAAAUACAGAGGGCAGCUCAAAAAACGUUUCAAUGGAAGUUGUGGACCGAAUAAAAAAUAGAUUGGGCUUUGAUUCUUGUUUUACUGUUGAGGCUAUUGGGCGGUCUGGUGGGCUAGCCUUUUUCUGGAAAAACGCAGAUGAAGCCCGACUGUUGGGAUAUUCUCAGAAUCAUAUUGACUUUGAGAUCACGAUUUCUGGUACGACACCUUGGCGCCUCACCGGUUUCUAUGGUGAACCAAACCGAUCGUUACGCUCACGGACGUGGACUCUCCUUCGAACCCUCUUCUCUGAAUCGCACCUUCCUUGGUGCUUAAUUGGGGACUUCAACAACAUUGGUAACCAAGCAGAAAAACGAGGAGGCCGUGCUUAUCCUUCUGCGUUAAUCACCGGUUUCCAAUCAGUUCUCCACGACUGUUCCCUGCAUGACCUGGAGCUUCGCGGAUAUCCUUUUACAUGGGAACGAGGCCGUGCGUCUGGCAACUUGGUAGAGAUAAGGCUUGACAAAGCCUUAGUUUCUCAACGAUGGCUCGAUCUCUUCCAUCAGGUAACCUUGACCAAUCUCUCUGUUUCAUCUUCGGAUCACACUCCUAUUUUUUCGGAAUUUCAUGACAGCCCCCACCUUGAUAAUGUUUUCCAUUUUCGGUUUGAAAAUUCCUGGUUCCGUGAACCCAUGUGUGCUCAGAUUGUGAAAUCCUGUUGGGAAAAUAAUAGUCACCUUACUCUGCUUGAAAAGAUUAAUCUGUGUAGUUCUCAAUUGGAAAAGUGGGGGAAAACUCUUACUGGAAAUUUUAAAAGUCGCCUAGUCAAAAGCAAGAAAAAGAUGGCUGCUCUGAAACUUUCGGGCAUUGAUAAUUGUGAUCAGGAUUAUGCAACUGAGAAAAAUAAUUACUUUGAGAUCCUUGCUCAGCAGGAAAUUUACUGGAAGCAGAGAUCCAAGCAGUUUUGGUUAAAUGCGGGAGACAAGAACAGCAAGUACUUUCAUGCCACUGCAAGUUCACGAAAAAGGAACAACCAGAUUUACCAGCUGCAAAAACCGAAUGGAGAGUGGUCAGGUUGGGACAAUGGUCUGAACGAGGUAAUAUCUGACUAUUUUAUUAAUCUGUUCACAUCCAAUGGCACUUUUCAAAAUACUGUUGCCAAUGAUAUUCGGUGUAGCAUUGAUGAAGCUCAAAAUCAUAUCUUAUUACAACCUGUUACUCCUGAUGAAGUUCGACAUGCUCUCUUUCAAAUGCAUCCUGAUAAAGCCCCUGGACCCGAUGGCAUGGGGCCAGGCUUUUAUCAAAAACACUGGGAUGUGGUCGGUCCGGAUAUAGUAAAUAUGGUCACUGAUUUUUUUGCUUCUGGUGUCAUUCCUACUGAUCUGAAUAUCACAAAUCUUGUACUGAUCCCCAAGAAGAAAAAUUUUGUCUCCAUGAGUGAUAUGAGACCGAUAGCCCUUUGUAAUGUGUUAUAUAAAGUGCUCUCUAAGGUCAUUGCCAACCGUAUGAGAGGUAUUAUUGAUCAGAUUAUCUCUGUGAAUCAGAGUGCUUUUAUCCCUGGUAGACUUAUCUCUGAUAAUGUGAUGAUUGCUUUUGAGGUGAUGCACUAUUUGAAGCGAAAAACAAAAGGCAAGAAGGGGUUUAUGGCACUUAAACUUGAUAUGAGCAAAGCAUACGACCGGGUUGAGUUGAACUAUCUUCAUGCAGUUAUGUCUCAUAUGGGAUUUCAUUCGAAGUGGAUAGAGCUUGUUAUGUCCUGUAUUACCUCGGUCAGCUAUAAGGUAAUCCAUGGUGGUCAUGUUGUUGGUCCUAUUACUCCAUCUCGCGGUAUUCGGCAAGGUGACCCACUUUCCACUUAUCUAUUCAUCAUGUGUGCUGAAGGACUUACGGCGCUUAUUAAUAAGUUUGAAGCAAGACGGGCUAUUCAAGGAUGCAAGGUGGCUCGCGGUGCCCCUUCUAUCACUCACAUGCUUUUUGCCGAUGACAGUUAUCUCUUUUGCCAAGCCACUACAGAAGCUGCUACGAGUGUAAACUCCCUCCUUCAUAUGUUCCAAUUGGCUUCUGGGCAGCAAGUAAAUUUUUCUAAGUCAUCGAUCUUCUUUAGCCCUAACACCACUGUGCAACAUCGUUCUAGUAUUUGUUCUGUGCUUGGGAUGGUUGAAGCCUCAGAGGGCAGUCUGUAUCUUGGCUUACCUAAUAUUAUUGGUCGAAACAAGAACUCUAUUCUCGGCUUCUUAAAGAAUAAGGUCAUGUCUCGUAUCAAUAGUUGGGAUGGUAAAUUUUUAUCUCGAGCUGGCAAGGAAAUUCUUCUCAAGACUGUGAUCCAAUCUUUGCCAACAUAUGCUAUGAGUGUCUUCCUAAUUCCUCUUGGCAUUUGUGAGGAUAUUGAGAAACUUAUGGCUAGUUUUUGGUGGAAGACAAGCUCAAGCAAGGGUCGUGGUAUUAUAUGGAUGUCCUGGGAAAGAAUGGCGACUCCAAAACUAGAAGGCGGUAUGGGAUUCCGACAUCUUCAUGAUUUUAAUAUUGCUAUGCUUGCUAAGCAAGGCUGGAGACUCUUGUGCCAACCUGACUCCUUGGUGGGGCAAAUUUUUAGAGCCAAAUAUUUUCCUACCACUGAUUAUCUCUCAGCCGAAUUGGGAAAUAAUCCCAGCUUUGUCUGGCGUAGUAUCUGGGCCGCUCAAAAGGUGGUCCGUCAAGGGGCUGUUCGUAUCAUUGGAGAUGGAGAAACUACCAGAAUUCUUUCAAAUCCAUGGCUUCCUGAUCCGGACAAUAGACUUGUUACUUCAACUCAUCCAGCUCUCUUGAAUAAUAAUGUGAGUUCUCUCCUCUCUGUGGGUACUCGUAGCUGGGAUUCAGAUAUCAUCGAUGAUCUGUUCAAUAAUCGGGAUGCUAGCUUGAUACUUGGUCUUCCUUUGUCUCCUAAUGUUGACUCUGAUUUUUGGUCAUGGUCAGGAGACCAUACUGGGCUUUUCUCUGUCAAAACUGCCUAUCUCCUGCUGCAGAAAAAUAAACCACGGCAUCCAAGACCUGAUAAUUCUGGAUUUUGGCGUAAACUGUGGCAAUUGAAGAUCCCGCCUAAAGUUAAGAAUCUGUUAUGGCGUGCUGUUACUGGUUGUCUUCCCACUUGUCUUCAAUUGGUGACAAAACAUGUAAGUAUCUCUGCAAUCUGCCCUGUUUGUACUGAUCAAGCUGAGUCUACUGUCCAUGCUCUUCUCACAUGCCCCUUUGCUAUGUCAUGUUGGCGUUCCCUUGGUAUCACUUAUGACCCGGUACAUCCAUUAUCUUUUGGUGGCUGGUUUGAGAAAGCUCUUAUGAACCUUGAUGAGGAGAUUGCUCCACGAGCUGCUAUGUUGUGUUGGGCAAUUUGGAAGGCCCGAAAUCUUGUUGUAUGGAAAAAUAAAGUAUCCUCAAGAACCGAAGUGAUUGCAUCAGCUCGAAUAACUCUUGAUCAUUGGCGUAACGCUCAAGAUAACACUUCCUUAUCUUCUCUAUUUUUGGAUAAUAGAGGAGAUGGAGCUGAGCGCUGGACUACACCUGAAGCAAAUAAAAUCAAGAUAAAUGUUGAUGCUGCACUCUUUCCACGGGAUAACUCUUAUGGUUUCGGGAUAGUUGCUCGGGAUAGCCUCGGUAAGCUUGUUGAGGCUAAAUCAUGCUACUUCAGAGGUACUUAUGAUGCGGAAGUUGUUGAAGCAAUGGGAGUCAAAGAAGCUCUCAGCUGGAUUAAAAGUAAGAAUUGGUCUGAUGUUGAGAUUGAGACUGAUAGUAUGCUCACUGUGCAAGGCAUUCGUAGUAACCAAUCCUUAAAUUCUAUUUUUGGCUUGAUUAUUCAUGACUGUCAAGUUUUAUUUUCUUCUCUAAAUAAUGUUAAGCUUUGCUUUAUUAGACGAUCAGCAAACCGAGUUGCCCAUGUUGUGGCUAGGCACUCUUGUUUUCUCUCUGGUCGUAGCAUUUUUGAGUAUAAUGCUUGGGACGAGUUACUCUCCCUUUUGUAUUCUGAAUGCUAA
Cannabis sativa is the source of this 5526-nucleotide messenger RNA. RefSeq lists its product as uncharacterized. The transcript is spliced from 6 exons. The record is from RefSeq and is a predicted model, not a curated record. Gene Ontology annotation, molecular function: nucleic acid binding; RNA-DNA hybrid ribonuclease activity. Lineage: Eukaryota; Viridiplantae; Streptophyta; Magnoliopsida; Rosales; Cannabaceae. Bases 1 to 5526 code for a protein of 1841 amino acids.